AUUAUAUCUAUUAAACAUGGCUCUACAAAUCCCAGAACGCUCAGGGCUGUUUCCUUCUAGAAAAUCCGGGAACAACUUGCUUCUAGGGGGUUUCCGCUCUCCUACAGCAACGAGCCCUCAAGAUCUAUCUUGGCACCUACCUGAGGAAGUUGCAGCCCAUAAUGUAACCAGGUCAAAAGCCCACCAUCUUCUCCUAAAGCUCGGUCACUACGAAACACUGCUGGCCCUUGAGAGAGAGUCAUCGCGAGCCCUAACAUUGUCUCUGCAAUCGAUGCAGAGACAAGUUGUUAGCGCAAAUGAGAAACGCACACACGCUGAAGAGGCCCUUAGAAACUGUCCAGGUUGCCAGCAGAUGAAUAAUAUUGGGAUAGCAAUUGAGACCGACGUAUCUCAGAGAACGCCAUUCUUCGAUAUGGGUGUUAAUAGUGAUGAGGGUUUACUGAUUGAGCAAAAUCGACAGCCAUCCAAGCGAAAGAGGGCCGACGAGGACCAUAUGCCAAUUAAGCGCAUGAAAUCAGGGCCUGAGAAUGAAUAAGCAUAGGCCGUAAACUUAGAAGAGUAGUGGUAGAUCGUGG
This is a messenger RNA of Pseudogymnoascus verrucosus, 575 nucleotides long. RefSeq lists its product as uncharacterized. The coding region runs from base 17 to 535 and encodes 172 amino acids. The record is from RefSeq and is a predicted model, not a curated record. Lineage: Eukaryota; Fungi; Ascomycota; Leotiomycetes; Thelebolales; Thelebolaceae. The transcript is spliced from 2 exons.